AUGCCAAAACCUCAAGAAACACAAUCUAAUGAACCUACUCAAGUUCCACAAACUAAUCAACCUAUGUCAAAACCAAAAGUGACACAAUCUUUUGAUUUGAAUGAUCUUCCUUCGGACCCGGGGGAUAGGCCAAAGAUUAUAUCUUAUAAUCCUAAUCAAAGGGAUGAAAUAAGGAAGGCAUAUUUGAUUAAAGGGUCUUGUCAACCAAAGGGGCAUAAUUUUAAAUAUACAUUAUUUAGUAAUAAGCCAAGACGUUUUGUUGUGCAAUGGUUUACUGAUUUUCCAUGGUUAGAAUAUAGCAUAAAAGAUAAGAAGACGUAUUGUUUUUGUUGCUACUUGUUUGGAGAUAUGGUAGGGGAACAAGGUGGAAGAGAUUUAUUUAUAAUCGAAGGCUUUGACAAUUGGAGUAAAAAAUGCUCAUUCCGGAAACAUAUGGGUAAUAUUCAAAGUUAUCACCAUAAGGCCCAAGAAAAGUGUGAUUUGCUAUUGAGAAAAAACCAAUCUAUCGGUGAAGUCUUGCAUAAGCAAACAAAACUUGAGACAAGUAAUUAUGAAAUUCGGUUACGUGCUACAAUUCGUAGUUGUAGAUUUUUAUUGAAAAAUGCAUUACCAUUUCGUGGACAUGAUGAGACGGAAAAAUCUAAUAAUAAAGGACUUUUCAUUGAAGUCUUAUCUUUGAUCAGAGAAGAUAAUGAGAAAAAAUUUAAAGUUAAAUUAGAAAAUGCUGCAAAAAAUGAAAAGCUGACUUCUCCCACUAUUCAAAAAUUGAUGAGUCUAGUGAUGUUUCCAAAAAAAAAACAAAUGACAAUAGUUUUGAGAUAUAUUGAUAGACUUGGGACUGUAAAGGAAAAAUUUAUUGGAGUUGUUCACGUGUUGGAUACAUCUUCUUUGACUCUUAAAGCCGCCAUUGAUACCGUAUUUUCCAACAGUAACUUAAGUAUGGCUCAGGUGAGGGGACAAGGUUAUGAUGGAGCAAGUAACAUGAGUAAGACAUUCAACGCUUUGGUGGUUAAUGUCGUUUGUGGGUCUUGUAAGAGAAAAGAUAUGAUACGAGAGAUGCAAAAAGAAAGAGUGGCAACUGAAAUUGGUAGUGGUGAAAUUGAACCAGGAAGAGGGUUGAAUCAAGAGAUUUCUCUUGUACGAGCUGGAGAUACUAGAUGGGGUUCACAUUUUAAAACAAUUGUAAGUUUGGUGAAGUUGUUUGCAGAAGUUGUUGUGGUACUUAAAUAUGUCAGAGAGAAAGGGUCUACUUUAUCUAACCGUAAUCAAGCAAAGGGUAUUUUGUCAUAUUGCAAGACACUUGAUUUCGUGUUUCUUUUGCACUUGAUGUUGGAAAUUCUAUGCCUCACAGAUACCUUGUCAAAGCAUCUUUCAAAAAAAAGAUCAAAAUAUUUUGGAAGCGGCUUUGUUAGUAAAAGGGACAAAGAAAGCAUUGCUAGUUUUUAG
Molecule: messenger RNA, 1446 nt
Organism: Lactuca sativa (garden lettuce)
Lineage: Eukaryota; Viridiplantae; Streptophyta; Magnoliopsida; Asterales; Asteraceae
Source: RefSeq, a predicted model, not a curated record